AUGGCUGCAUCUGAACUACUAGAGUCUUUUCGAGAUUUGCGUAAAUUAUAUUUUCAAAUCAACCUUGAAGUAGUAUUGUCGCUGUCGGCUCCGUCGUCGAACCCUCAUUUCAGCAACUCUUUGCUGAACCCACCUCUGCUGGUGAUUCUGCGAUUGUUCCUCUGUCCACUCUUAAAGCCAUCUAUGGCGAAGUCACCACAAACACUCAGUCUGGUGAAACAGUCGAGAAAGAGUCUAAAAUGUCUACCUCCAGGAUCAUGGUUUGAGAGGUUCUCAAGUUAAGAUUAUCAUUUUGGUCUCUAUUUUUAAAACUUGGUUUGCAUCAAACUGUACAACCUUAAAAGAUUUGGCUUUCAAAUUAUGGACCCAUCGGUCUAAGAUUAGGUCUUUUCUUUUUGAGUUAAAGAUUUGCUCUUGUUUUUAUAUUCUGUCAUGUAGUUUGCACGUGCAAACAAGAAAAUUUGUAAGUCCAAGAUUAGGUUUUGUUGUUGCAUGAAAAGAAAAUUGGGGGCCAGAUAUCAUAUUGUAAAUUGUGACUAAAGGAGUAAUGAACUUUGGGAUAAACAGACAAAUGUUGAUUUUUA
Messenger RNA from Raphanus sativus (radish), 584 nucleotides. RefSeq lists its product as uncharacterized. The coding region runs from base 1 to 282 and encodes 93 amino acids. The transcript is spliced from 4 exons. The record is from RefSeq and is a predicted model, not a curated record. NCBI's taxonomy places the organism in Eukaryota, Viridiplantae, Streptophyta, Magnoliopsida, Brassicales, Brassicaceae.